Vollenhovia emeryi is the source of this 1596-nucleotide messenger RNA. Its product is annotated as RNA-directed DNA polymerase from mobile element jockey-like. The transcript has a single exon. The record is from RefSeq and is a predicted model, not a curated record. The annotation marks the transcript as partial. Lineage: Eukaryota; Metazoa; Arthropoda; Insecta; Hymenoptera; Formicidae. Gene Ontology annotation, molecular function: catalytic activity.
AUGGCUGAGAUCCUCUUCGAGGGCUCCGCUAAGCUCCUCCUUUCGGUUGUUUAUCGACCACCUCAUUGUGGCAAUCUAUCAGAGUUUUUCAACACUUUCCGGGAUCUCGAACUUCUCUACUCACACACCAUCAUCUUGGGCGACUUUAAUGCUGACCUCUCCACCGCCUCCUUCGACGCUGGGCAGAUCCUGAAUUUCGUGGAUGGUGCCAACAUGCACCUGGUACCCUACACCAACACCCAUCACACCAGGUCAUCCUCCACCUGGCUUGACCUCUGUAUUGUCGACGACCCUGAAAAGGUUGUCAACUCCGGACAGCACGACGUUAGCUUCCUCUCCUCGCAUGAUCUCAUCUACAUUGCCUACAAGAUCAGGGUUGAAAGGACAAAGAUCAGGAACGUCUGGGCAAGGGACUUCAGGUUCUUUGACCACGAGAAGUUCUCCAGGGAUCUAUUAGCUAAGAACUGGAACGAGUUCUACAUUGCUAACGACGUCGAUAGUAAGGUCGAACUAUUUAACUCCUUUCUACUGGAGUGCUUCGACCAGCAUGCACCGGAGCGUCUUACUAGGCCUCGGAAGCUCCCUGCACCCUGGCUAAGCGACGAGAUCAAGCGCAGGAUGCGCGAAAGGGAUAGGGCCAGGAGAUUGUGGAGAAAACACAAAUGCGAUCGACUAUACAGCCUGUUCAGGGUUCUCAGGAACGAUGUCCAGACGCUGGUGAGAAACGCCAAGAAGGAAUACUACACCAAUUUCUUCAGGAAUUGCAGGGACCCUGGCACUAUGUGGAACAGUCUGAGGCACCUAGGAAUUAUCAAAUCGAGGAACUCUGGAUGUCCGCUACCAUGUUCUCUAGAUGAGCUCAACCUCCACUUCGCCUCUGCCGGCGAUAGAGAAGAGGCACCGAAACCUGAGCAGCUGCACGCGGACGACGGCGCUUUCGACGACAGCAGAUUCUACUGGGGCAUUGUGACACCGGAGGAAAUCGUUUCGGCGCUCUCAAGAGCACGCUCCCAGGCCAGGGGCAUUGACAGGCUCCCUAGUAGAUUGCUGCGCCUCGCUCUCCCGUGUCUUCUGCCGGAGAUGCUGCAUAUUUUCGAGAGCUCUUUUGCACUCAAUACCUUCCCUACCUUGUGGAAGCGUGCGCUAGUUGUUCCGCUGCCCAAGUGUAGGGCGCCCGAAUCUCCUCAGCAUUUCAGGCCUAUCUCCCUGUUAUGCAGCAUUUCCAAGGUCCUCGAGAAGAUUGCUGCCAGGCAGAUCACCGAGUAUCUGGAGAGCAGGGAUCGCCUGGAUCCAUAUCAGUCUGCCUACAGGCGUGGUUUCUCCACCCAGACUGCCCUGAUCAGGAUGCUUGACGACGUGAGAUAUGCCGCUGACAGAAGGAUGGUGACUGUGUCUGUCUUCUUCGAUUUCAUCAAGGCCUUCGAUUGCGUAUCUCAUAGACUGCUCAUCAACAAGUUAGCUUCCCUCGGACUCUCAAGCUCUGUACUGAGCUGGUUCCGCUCAUACCUCUCAGACAGAAGCCAGGCAGUAAAGGACACCUCUGGCUGCAAUGUUUCAUCUUUCAUUGAGAUAGGAUGUGGAGUACCUCAAGGCUCU